Messenger RNA from Tupaia belangeri chinensis (Chinese tree shrew), 1589 nucleotides. It is a transcript of the gene FBXL6, whose product is annotated as F-box and leucine rich repeat protein 6. Gene Ontology annotation, cellular component: SCF ubiquitin ligase complex. The transcript is spliced from 10 exons. Gene Ontology annotation, biological process: SCF-dependent proteasomal ubiquitin-dependent protein catabolic process. The coding region runs from base 1 to 1524 and encodes 507 amino acids. NCBI's taxonomy places the organism in Eukaryota, Metazoa, Chordata, Mammalia, Scandentia, Tupaiidae. Gene Ontology annotation, molecular function: protein binding. The record is from RefSeq and is a predicted model, not a curated record.
AUGGACCCUGAGGCCGGAGCCCUCCCGCGAUCCCAAGUCUGCAAGAGGCCGGCUCGGGGGCGUGGAGGCGGGUGGCGGGGGCCGGCGUCCGAGCGCACGGACACGAGUACCCGGGCUGUGGUCCAGAGAGCAGCCCUGGGGGUCCCGGCUCUGAACUCCGAGCCGCUGGGCCCCAGCCGGUCCCACCACCAGUACUCGGCGGAGCGCGCCCGCGCCCGGGCCUUGCGGCGGGCCGCUAGGCGUUGGGUAGGGGGCAUCACCCGAGACGCCUGGCAGCCUCCCCAGACCUGUUUUCACAGGGCUGCGCGCGUGUGCCGCCGCUGGCACGAGGCCGCCUCCCAGCCGGCGCUCUGGCACACCGUGACUCUGUCGCCCCCGCUGGCUGGCCGCCCUGUGAAGGACGGAGUCAAGGCCGAGAAGAAACUUCUUGCUUCCCUGGAGUGGCUUGUGCCCAGUCGGUUCUCACAGCUCCAGAGGCUGACCCUCAUCCACUGGAAGUCCCAGGUACACUCUGUGCUGAAGCUGGUUAGCGAGUCCUGUCCUCGCCUCACCUUCCUCAAGCUCUCGGACUGCCAUGGAGUGACCUCAGACACGCUGGUCAUGCUAGCCCAAGCCUGCCGUCUGCUGCACAGCCUGGACCUGCAGCACUCCAUGGUGGAGUCCACAGCUGUGGUGAGCUUUCUGGAGGAGGCAGGCCCCCGAGUGCGCAGGCUGUGGCUGACCUACAGCUCUCAGACGGCGGGCAUCCUGGGCGCACUGCUGGGGAGCUGCUGCCCCCAGCUGCAGGUUCUGGAGGUGAGCACUGGCAUCCACCGCAACAGUACCCCCCUGCAGGUACCCGUCGAGGCCCUGCAGAAAGGCUGCCCUCAGCUGCAGGUACUCUGCAUCCUGGGCCUUGCUUCCAGGUGCUGCUUUGCGUGGCUGCCCAAACCUUCGGGGCGAGGGGUGCCCCCUGGGCCAGGCUUCCCCAGCCUGGAGGAGCUCUGCCUCGCCAGCUCCAGCUGCAACUUUGUGAGCAACGAGGUCCUGGGCCGCCUGCUCCACAGCUCCCCCAGCCUGCGCCUGCUGGAUCUCCGUGGCUGUGCCCGCAUCACACCUGCUGGCCUGCACUGGCUGCCCUGUCAGGAGCUGGAGCAGCUGCACCUGGGCCUCUACGGCAUGUCCGAGCGCCUGACGCUGGCCAAGGAAGGCAGCCCCCUGCUGACCCGGAAGUGGUGCCACACCCUGCGGGAACUGGACUUGAGCGGCCAGGGCUUCAGCGAGCGUGACCUGGAGGAGGCUCUGGCUGCAUUUGCCGUCACCCCUGGGGACUGGCGACCAGCCCUGCACUCCCUCAACCUCAGAGGUACCCGGGUCACAGCAAGCAGUGUCAGCUCCAUGAUCAGCAGCUGCCCAGGUCUGCUGUACCUCAACCUGGAGUCCUGCCGCUGCCUCCCUAGGGGCCUGAAGCGGGCCUACCGGGGCCCAGAGGAAGUGCAGUGGUGUCUGGGACAGCUGCUCACUGUCACACCCUGCCCCAGCUAAACACAGGCCCAGCAGCCCCCGUGCCGGGUGCUUGAGUGCUUUGUUAAAAUAAAACUUUGUAGGAA